Molecule: messenger RNA, 4827 nt
Organism: Drosophila bipectinata
Lineage: Eukaryota; Metazoa; Arthropoda; Insecta; Diptera; Drosophilidae
Gene: AP-1gamma
Product: adaptor protein complex 1, gamma subunit
Biological process (GO): Golgi to vacuole transport; intracellular protein transport
Cellular component (GO): membrane coat; Golgi apparatus; AP-1 adaptor complex
Molecular function (GO): clathrin-cargo adaptor activity
Source: RefSeq, a predicted model, not a curated record
UUUGCAACACAUCUCUAACUGGCAUCCACUACUACUGUUGCGCUCAUCCAACUCUUCUCCACGAACGAUUUUUUUUUACUUGUUACGUUGGUUUUGUGGAAUUAAAGUUGCGAACAUCCAGCGAACGCGCCGCGAGACUAUGUUCUAACCUUAACGACAGUGGAAAGCCGCUGUUUUGAAAAGACAUUCCAGCAAAUAAGACAAGUGGAAAGCCCAAAAACAGUUGUGUGUGUUGAGUUUUUUUGUCGCGUUGUAAAAUUUUGCAUUGGAAGUUGACGGCGACGCGGAGUGGCAGUGUAGUCGGGGAGUGUAGGAGAGAGGGGCUGCAAAAGUGCAUCGAAAAAAGGCGGCCGGCAGCUUGCUUGUUUACUGACGUCAGUGUGGCAGUUUUUAGCGUAUUCGUGGGCGUCAAGCGAUCUGCAGAGGAGCUCUAUUGCCACGACUCUCAGACACCAAAACAUAAACAAACACAAGAGAGCGCGUAGACCGGGAUAGACCGGGAAGGUAUUAGCGAUAAAGAAACCCAAAACCAUAGAGAAAACCAUCAAAACAAAUAGAAUAAAGCGCGGAGCAGAGCCACGAGGGAAAAGCCGAGCAAGCCAGCUGCUCCACAAAGUGAUUCAACGUUUUUGCCUUCACAAUGAACUCUGAGCAUGGAUUCAAUCCUGCCUUCAAUAUGGCCACCAUACGGCAAGCUUUCACAGAAGCGGUGGAGAGAGUCAGAAUGCCCACGCCCACACGCUUGCGCGAUCUCAUCCGACAGAUACGCGCCGCCAGAACCGCGGCCGAGGAGCGGGCGGUAGUCAACAAAGAGUGCGCCUACAUACGGAGCACGUUUCGGGAGGAGGACUCCGUCUGGCGCUGUCGGAAUAUUGCCAAGCUGCUUUACAUACACAUGCUCGGCUAUCCGGCUCACUUUGGCCAACUGGAGUGCCUUAAGCUGACGGCCAGCACGCGGUUUACAGACAAGAGGAUCGGCUACUUGGGCGCCAUGCUGCUGUUGGACGAGCGGCAGGAUGUCCACCUGCUCAUCACGAAUUGCUUGAAGAACGACUUGAACAGCUCAACGCAGUUCGUGGUGGGACUGGCACUGUGUACUUUGGGAGCCAUUGCCUCGCCGGAGAUGGCCCGCGAUCUGGCCAGCGAGGUGGAGCGGCUCAUGAAGUCGCCGAAUACGUACAUCCGCAAGAAAGCGACGCUCUGCGCCUUCCGCGUCAUUCGCCGAGUGCCUGAGCUCAUGGAGAUCUUCUUGCCAGCGACACGGUCCCUGCUGAGUGAGAAGAACCAUGGAAUCCUGAUCACUGGCGUAACGCUGAUCACCGAGAUGUGCGAGAACAGUUCAGACACGCUGAUGCAUUUCAAGAAGGAUAGCGGAAAUCGAGAGAUUGUGCCGAACCUGGUGCGCAUCCUGAAGAACCUGAUACUGGGUGGCUACUCGCCGGAGCACGACGUCAGCGGGGUGAGCGACCCGUUCCUGCAGGUGAAAAUCCUUCGGCUGCUGCGCAUCCUCGGCCACAAUGAUCCGGACGCCUCCGAGGCUAUGAACGACAUCCUGGCUCAGGUCGCGACCAACACUGAGACGAGCAAGAACGUGGGCAACACGAUCCUCUAUGAAACCGUACUUUCCAUCAUGGACAUCCGAUCUGAGGGCGGCCUGCGCGUCCUGGCCGUCAACAUCCUGGGUCGUUUCCUGCUUAACUCGGACAAGAACAUCCGAUACGUGGCCCUCAACACCCUGCUGCGGACCGUGCAUGCAGACACCUCGGCUGUCCAGCGGCAUCGAACCACCAUCCUGGAGUGUCUUAAGGACCCCGACGUGUCUAUACGGCGCCGUGCCAUGGAGCUCUCGUUCGCUCUGAUCAAUGCACAAAACAUACGUACAAUGACCAAAGAGCUACUGCUCUUCCUGGAGAAGGCCGACGCCGAGUUCAAGGCUCAGUGCAGUUCGGGCAUGAUCCUGGCCGCGGAACGCUACUCGCCGAACACGCGCUGGCACCUGGACACGCAGCUGAGUGUCCUCAUCGCGGCCGGGAACUACGUGCGUGACGAUGUCGUCUCCUCCACCAUACAGCUGGUGUCGAGCAGCCCCGUUCCGGAGCAGACGUACAUCACGAACCGGUUCUGGGAGUCACUGCAGGUGGCCAAUCACUGCGAGGACAAGCAGCCCUUGCUCCAGGUCGCCGUCUGGGCCAUAGGCGAGUAUGGCGACCUCUUCAUGUACGGAGCAAACGAAGACGAGUUCGAACGGCCCACUGAGAGCGAUCUGAUCGCCGUGUAUCAUAAGUUUUUAACCUCUGCUCAAGUCUCGACCACCAGUAAGCAAUAUGCAUUGGUCUCCCUAGCGAAGCUAAGCACCCGUCUGCAGCAGUGCGUGGAAGAAAUCCAAGCGCUGAUCACCUCGUUUGGCAGCCACCUCAACGUGGACCUGCAGCAGCGUGGCGUGGAGUUCACCCAGCUCUUUGGCCACUACCAGCACCUGCGCCCCCCGCUCCUGGAAAAGAUGCCGGCCAUGCAGAUCAGCAGGAUAAGCUCACAGAACGGCGAGAGCGGCGGCGGGUCCUUCGACGACAACAGUCCGGACGUGGUCGAAAACGGCGUCGAGGGAGACUGCGGUGGACACUCAAUAAUCGAAAGCAAUAUGAACACUCUGGGCGAUAAUACGAACAUUCUACUUGAUUUGCUGGGAAGCACGGACCUGUCGGGCGGAGGCGUAGGGGACUUGGUAGCGGCCACGGAUCUCUCAAAUGCCGUACAUAAAAAGAACUCGCGGAACGCCAACGAUGUAGUGGCUCCGGCUUCCCACAACCAGGAUCUGCUGGAUCUACUCGAUCUGGACGUGUCGGCCGCGUCCAUGGCGACGACGGGCGUGCCUCCGGGCGGCGGGGGUGGAGGAAUACUGACCCAGGCGGAGGACAACAACCAGAGCAGUGCGGCGAACAUGAACAACAUUCUCGGUGGCCUGGAUCUGAGUGGAUUCGGCUCCGGCCUGGAUGGCUCGGCCAGCAUAGCCACAAACGGAAACGACCUGGGCAGCAUGCUGGGCGGCCUGGGCGGAGGCGCUCCUUUGGCGGCGCCCGCUGGCAGCACCGGAGGAAGCAACCUCAUCGACGGCAACUCUGGUGGCAGUCUUCUGGGAGAUCUGAACCCCACAACAUCCUCCAACAACAUAGUAGUGCCUCCUCAGGGUCCUCGAAUGACGGCGCUGGACAAGGACGGGCUUCUGGUGCAGCUGGUCGCCGUCUGGGGCAGUGACUGCAUGCACAUCUACAUGACCACCACAAACAGCUCUGAAAACACUCUGGAGCAGUACUUGCUGAAGGCGGCGGUGCAGAGAAGUUUCCAGUUGCAGAUGCUGACUCCGUCCGGCUCUCUACUGCCUCCGGGCGGGGUGAUCACGCAGGAAAUGCGAGUGGUGGCCACGUCGAAUGCGACGUUGCGAAUGCGACUGCGCAUACAGUACGCGCUCGAUGGACAGCAGCAAGUGGAGCAGACGGAGGUGAGCGGAUUCCCGGAGCAAAAUUCGUCGCUGGCCGAAUAGAACUGCAACUGUAUUAAAGCCGAAUCGGAUUAGCCCAAUAUCGAAAAUUCAAAAAACCAACACCAGCAGCAGCAGCAACAGCAACACUAGGACACCCUUUGGUUGUCACACAUUUCUUGUAAAAUAAGUUAACAAACACACAUAUGUAUACACACACCGACACGUCCACACAAUUGCAUCUAGGUCAGGUCAGGUCAGAGCAGAGCAGUUUUCGAAUUGGAGCACAGUGUUUGUCGGACUGUUUUUGUCGGAUUGCAGGACAUUGCAGGCUAUAGCCAGCCGGACAGGGCAGAAAACCCAUCUCUCGAGCAGGAACGCCGAGCAGAGCAGAACAGAACAGAGCAGAGCAGUUAACUUAUAUAUAUAUACGGCUAUUUUUUCUAAUUUAUAUCUAUAUAUAAACACACUACUUGUUAAAUCAAAUUCAUUAUUUUUAUUAUGUUUGGAUUAUAAAUAUUUUUUUGUAAAUUUGUAUUAAUCGUGUGUAAAAGCUCUUGUGUGGAAAAGACAACCUUCAGUUUUAAUUUAAGACAAUAAAAGUCAAACUCACUAUUCCCCGAUGGAUAAUGGCAGCUGGCAGAACAGAACAGAAAAUAUAUUAAAGAGUUAUCUAGAAAAGAAGCAUUUAAAAGGAUAGACCCAGACCCGGUAACUGGAGUAGGAUUCAAGCGCGAUUCAAGCAGUCUAUUUGUUACUUCUACAUAUAAUGUUUUAAUUAAAAUAUUCCCAAUCUGCUUUUCCUCCUGACAUUCAAAUUGUUUAUCCCGCUGCAUACCUAUAGUAUUUAUAUUUUAAUAUAUACAUAAUAAACACAUAACAGCCAGACACGCGCCACCAUGCAGAUAAAUAUUACGUAUUGUUAUUUCGUGUGUGUACGUACUUAAUCGGAGGAUAAGCAUCAGCAGAGAGUCAAAAAAAACCAAUCAUAAUCCAGAAUGCACUGUGAUUAUUAUGUAUAUUUAAUUGUAAUUGGAAGAGGAGGAGGAGGAGGACCAGGAGUAGAGGAGCAGGACGCAGCCUAGAACUAAAUCCUAUUACUUUCCGUUCAACAGGACGACGAUUGAGGAAAGGACAAUUUAUUAAAUAUUAUUAUUAUUAUUAUAACUGAAUUACACCUCUGUAUGAGAAGGAAGGAGAGCGGUAUCUUUGGAGUAGAGCGAGCGAGAGGGGAGAAAAUUAAUAAUAUUAACAUAUUGUACAAUACAUUAUUAUUUUUGUAUCAUCAUUUCCUUUUACAUACUUAUUUGAACCGAAAUAAACAACCAAUUUCGUUUAAUCAAAGGAAGAAA